This is a messenger RNA of Aspergillus terreus NIH2624, 1584 nucleotides long. RefSeq names its product putative sterol o-acyltransferase (APE2). Gene Ontology annotation, molecular function: ergosterol O-acyltransferase activity. Bases 1 to 1584 code for a protein of 527 amino acids. The transcript is spliced from 6 exons. The record is from RefSeq and is a predicted model, not a curated record. NCBI's taxonomy places the organism in Eukaryota, Fungi, Ascomycota, Eurotiomycetes, Eurotiales, Aspergillaceae. Gene Ontology annotation, cellular component: endoplasmic reticulum membrane. Gene Ontology annotation, biological process: ergosterol metabolic process.
AUGUCGUCGGUCGACUACCGACCCAACGGCUCCUCCGCAUUGCGGCCGCGGCACGCGAUGGGAUUGAAGAAGUCCGACGAUACUGCGAAGAUGCCUGUUCUGGAGAAGCUGGCCUCUGAUUCCAGCGGCGUUUCCACCCCCGUCUCCGAGGAUGCGCCUCCUUCCGUACAAUCCAUCUCGACCGCUCGCAAGCAGGCUCGCGCGCGCCAUCGCAUCUUCUACAGCAUUGACUAUGUACCCCGCGUAUCACACUUUGAUCCCAAGAGCGACUACCAUAAUUUCCGCGGAUUCUUUACCCUGUUCUGGAUCGUCCUCUUCAUCAUGGUCGUAACCACCAUGCUGCGCAACAUCAAGGACACAGGUUACCCCCUGCGCAUCAGAGUCUGGAGUAUCCUCUCGGCGAACGUCUAUUCCAUGGCAUUCAGCGACCUCGCGAUGGUUGUCAGCAGUGGCUUCGUUUUACCCCUGCACCGCCUCUUCCGGCGUAGCUCGGGGUGGCUGCGCUGGGGACGAGGUGGGAUCAUCAUCCAGAGUAUCUUCGAAGUUGCCUGGCUCGUCCUCUGGAUCAACUGGCCAUUCAUGCUGCAAUGGACCUGGACCGCGCAGGUGUUCUUCACUCUCCACACCCUGACCUUCCUCAUGAAAAUCCACUCCUACGCCUUCUACAACGGCCACCUCAGCGAGACCGAGCGCCGACUCUCCGCCCUCGACAACCCCGGCUCGCAGCCCCUCGACGCCGCGGUCCACUAUCCCGAGCCGUCAACCCGUCGGCCGGCCCCCCGACGCACCCGCUCGAACUCCGUCCCCGAGCUGCGCGAGGAUCUUGCCACGGAGCUGACCUCCCCGCUGGGCCAUGUCACAUACCCGCAAAACCUCACGCUCGCCAACUACGUUGACUACAUCUUCUGCCCGACGCUCUGCUACGAGCUGGAGUACCCUCGGAGCAAGGACCGCUCCUGGACGGAAGUCGGCCUGAAGUCGCUCGCCGUCUUCGGGUGCAUCUUCCUACUAACUCUAGUAAGCGAGGAGUUCAUUCUGCCCGUCCUCAGCGAGGCCAACGUGCACCUCCACCGCACCGCCAGCGUCGGCGACAAGGCCCUCAUCCUCGCCGAGACCAUCAGCAUGCUCCUGUUCCCUUUCACCAUCACCUUCCUGCUCGUCUUCCUCGUCAUCUUCGAGUACCUCCUCGGCGCCUUUGCCGAGAUCACCUGUUUCGCCGACCGUCAUUUUUAUUCCGACUGGUGGAACUCGUGCGAUUGGCUGGAAUUCUCGCGCGAGUGGAACAUUCCCGUCCACCACUUCCUCCGCCGCCACGUGUAUUUCUCCUCGUUGACGCAUUUCUCCAAGCCCGUCGCCAUGUUCAUCACCUUCCUGGUGAGCUCGAUCGCCCACGAGCUGGUCAUGAGCUGCAUCACGAAGAAGCUGCGCGGCUACGGGUUCUGCGCCAUGAUGCUGCAGCUGCCCAUUGUGGCGGUCCAGAAAUCGCGCUACUUCCGCGGGCAGACGACUCUGAACAACCUGUUCUUUUGGUUAUCUAUGAUCUUUGGUCUGGCUCUUAUGUGCGCGUUGUACGUUCUUGUUUAA